Molecule: messenger RNA, 1537 nt
Organism: Temnothorax curvispinosus
Lineage: Eukaryota; Metazoa; Arthropoda; Insecta; Hymenoptera; Formicidae
Exons: 2
Coding region: 82-1431 (449 amino acids)
Cellular component (GO): nucleus
Source: RefSeq, a predicted model, not a curated record
CCGGUGACCGGUGUGUGUUGUUAUUUGCGAACAAGUUGAGGUUGGAAGGCCCACACACGACGAUAGAACCUGGACUCCACGAUGAGCGAAAUCAGAGCGAUGACGACGAUAUUACGCAGAAUGUUUAGCAAGAGAGCAAUUCCUGCCUCUCUAACCAAGCCACUCGCCGGUAUUCGUAAAAGAAUGGAAAUGAUAGAAAAGGAUGAAUCGGUUGAUGGUUUCGACGCUGAAGACGUAAGCGAAUUCGAGGCGGACUUUAUGAACAUCGGUAUGAGCCACAGGAUGUAUGAAAGAGAGACGAAAGUCAGGAAGGAGCGUCUUAAACAACGAAUCGCCAUCCAAAAGUGUUUCAAAGAGAAAGAGCCACGUUUUCUCACAUUUGCGGAAAACGAGUUGAUUCGUAAGUUACACAAUCACAAUCCCGACGAGUGGACGGUGGAGAAACUCAGCGAGAGUUUUCCUGCCUUACCAGAGACGAUACAAAAAAUCCUGCGGACUAAGUGGUCGCCAAAAUCGGUGGAGAAGGUUUUGCAGUACGACAAUGUGGCGGUUAAAAAUUGGGAGGAAUUCCGGGCGGGUAGACUACCGUUGAAUCCCAUACUCGGUGAGCACCUGAUGAAAUUUAAGAACAGGAAAAUUAUUUUGACAGACAGAGAAUCGUUAGCGGAACAGUUUGUCCCUAAGGUGGAGUUCAAGAAACCAAAGAGUCAAUUGUUCUCCAGUAUUGUACAAACUUAUUUAGAUGAGAAGGAAAAGAAAAGCGAUACGAAAUUAUUAUCGCAAGAGGAUAAUUCGAGCAAAGUGGCAGGUCGAUCCGAUUACUCCGAAAAUCAGAAUUUACUGACUGCGAGCGCUACAACCGAUAGUCCUACCGCUGUGAAAAAUACAGAGAAAUUUGCAUUGAACGAAGAACGAUCUUUUACAUUACAAUCGCGUAGAAAUUCGCAGAAAUUAAAUGUGCCAGUUACUAAGGAAGGUAAAUCACUUACAUUUGACGAAUUUGUAAGGACAAAGCUGGAAGAUGUACAGCAGGAGUCCCCGGAGGAAGGUAUCACUCUACUGAAUGUGUAUAGGAAGCAGGUGGAAGCCAGUCAAGAGAUGCAAACUGCAGAAAUUGCCGCAGCAUCCGACAAUGCGGUAACUCACGCCGAGGAGGAUACUUCAUCGAAGAUUGCACGACGAUCUGACAGAGAUAUUUCUAUACCUUCUAGGGACAAGCAUAAAGACUUCAAUAUCGUUGGGGCGGAUGACAAUUUGUUAGAUACAAGGGUCGAAGUGUGGAAGAAAAAAGCGGAUACAGAAUUAAACUAUGCUAAGCCAAUAAAGAUCGCGAAGCAUCUCUACAAACCAGGCAUGACGUAUCGGAUCAGAGAUUGUUAUUACGACGACGACGGGGAGUUUUUAUAUCGGGUUCCGGGUGUACAUGGUUAAAUGUCUCUUUAUAGAACUAUUAAUGUAUAUAAUAAAUUUGUAUGUAAUAUGCACAUAACUGAUACGUGAUAGAAAUAAAAGAAAACCGUGACUUCUCUAAUGUUAA